GACAUUUCGUACGAUGUUAAAUCUUUUUUUAAAAACGGAAAUGUAUAUUCGGCACGGAUUCUAGAAUUCAGAACAAAUUCGAGGAAACGAAGGAAUAAGAAACAAUCGUCCCUAAGAUUUCGAUGUACGAUAUUCCUAAAAUGGUAAAAAACGCAUCAGAUGUCGGUGGAUCAAGGAUUCACGAUUACGAUACAGCACUGCAGCUACAUUUGGAAACUAGAGAGAACAUGGAGGGGAUAGGUGAUUACGUAUGUCUCGUGUGUGGAUCACAUCUCGCAGUUCCAGCUUUCAGCUCUCCUUGAGGGACUUCAGUAUGAAUCGGGACGGUUGAGAGCAGUAUCCAUGACGAUGAGGUUCGUCAUACUCUUGUUCUUCUGCGGCGCGAUCGCUGGUAGUAACGACACCUUGAGCAACGUAAUCCCCAGCGACGAGCUACUGGAUUUAGAAGAGCAGAACGAGGAGAAUAGACUCGCAAAUAAUAGAACUCUGAACGAAAUAUACGAGGAUGCUGUUCACGCUUAUCUGGAUGAAGACUGGGACCGCUGCAUUCAAGACUUCAACACCGUUUCUCAUGGUUACAAGGCCUACAAGCGAAUGAUAACAAAUUGUAGACGAAAAUGCCGUAUCAAAGCUGAAGGUGCGCCACCGAUUUUUCCAGAAAACAUCGAGGAUUUACACUUUUAUGAAAAAAAGAUCAAAGAGACACUGUGCCUCUUAACGUGCAAUAACGAAUAUCGGGAGAUCGUUGGCUCGAACGUGCUGAAGAUGUUACCACGUGAAACUGAACAGAAAUUGUUGAACAAUGGUAUUUACGAAUACCUGCAUAUUUGCUACUAUCAGACACAUCGAUAUCAAGACGCAGCCAACGCGCUAUUUACCUAUCUAGUCGUACAUUCUAAUCAUGAGGUGAAUCUGAAUCUUUUCAAACGCUAUUUAACACUGCCAGGUGUGGAAGAGGAGAAGGUGGUAAAUCUAGAAACACCGACUUAUGUCAGCGUUUACUUCAAAGGCGUCUCAGCUUAUGAAAACGGAGAUUAUGCAGAAGCCGCCGGUCUGUUCGAGACAUCAUUACGAUCGUACUUAGAAGCCGAGGAGGAAUGUAGAUUUUACUGCGAAGGUCCUUUUGACCAGGGUUGGCAUCCAGAAUUUACUUCCUCCAUCGCAAAUCAUUUUACGUACUGUUUGAAAUGCAAACGAUCGUGUUCGCGUAUGUUAAACAAUAUAAAUGGCGAUUACCGCAGACACAUGUUCAGAAGUCAUUACGAUUAUUUGCAGUUCUCUUAUUACAAAUUGGGAAACUUAAAAGCAGCCUGUGCCGCUGUAGGAAGUUUCUUGCUCUUUGAUCCGGUGGAUAAAACGAUGCUGCAAAACAAAGAAUACUAUAAUGCUCAGCCAAAAGUCAAAGUUGACUAUUUUUCUCCGAGAGAGGACGCUAUCAAUUACGUAAAAAGACAGGAAUACGAAUUGAACCUGCUGCAUUACAUUUCUAAUGAAUUUUCAGUUAUAAAUGAAAAAUUCCAGAAGAUAAAAAAAGAGAAACAGGACAAUGAAACGAAUAAUGCCGAAAAAAAAGAGCUGGGAAAGAUAUCAGAUACAAAAACAAUACUACAUCCACCACCUGGUUAUUCGUUGUUUUAUUACACGAAAUUAUCAAACAAUUUUUCAAUGAAACGAAUCGAGGACCACAAAAUACACGAUAAAAGAUAUUUUCAGGCCAAAAACGAUAUUUAUUUAAAAGAGGAGGAUCUUGGUGGGCAAAAUCGUUAUGUCGCUGAUGGUUUUCUUAAUUCCACUGAGUGUGAAUCUAUGAUGCAGUUCGCUACUAUGACUGCGGUAGAAGGAGAUGGUUACAGUGAAAAUAAAAGUCCACAUUCAAAAUAUGAAAAGUUUGAGGGAAUAACUGUUGGGCGAGCGGCUUUGAUGGUAUACUUUGGGCAAAUAAAACCAGAAUGGCUGGAAUUGCUUUUAGAAAAGACCGAACAAGUUCGGGACCAUGUGGAAAGGUAUUUCGGACUAAAUCAUCGACAUCUGUAUUUCACCUACACUCAUUUGGUCUGCCGCACAGCUCUACCUGAUUCGCCGGUGGAUCGAGACGACCUGAGUCAUCAAGUUCACGCGGAUAAUUGUCUGUUGAAGGGUAGAGAUGUCUGUCUUCGCGAGAGUCCAGCUUAUGUUUGGAGAGACUACUCUGCGAUUUUGUAUCUGAAUGAUGAUUUUCAAGGUGGUGAAUUCUUUUUCACCGAAGAUCGCGUUAUUCGAACGAUGGAUAACGUUGUUUCACCACGUUGCGGACGAAUUGUCGCCUUUUCCGCUGGUAAAGAAAAUCUCCAUGGAGUUCGUGGUAUUUUACGGGGUAAGAGAUGCGCUUUGGCGCUAUGGUUCACUCAGGACAAGAAAUAUCUCGAGUACGAGAGAGUAUUAGCAUCGGCAAUCUUGAAAAGAGUUCAACGAGUAGGACCUUUUGAGGGAAAGGACGUCCAAGUGCCUCCGAAGUACGAAGAUAUGCUUAUCCAGUAUAUGCACAGCGAUGAAUUGCUGAAACAUUUUUUAAAAAGUUCUCUAUAAGAGAAGUAUGAAUGGUUGUGAUAGAUAGCGACGAUAUUUUGCUACAAUUUCAGAAGUUCUACAGGAGAAGAAUAAUUUAAAAGAGUAAUAUAUGUAUUUUUAUGGUUAGUAAAAUCUGACCUAAUAUCCAAACUGGGACCUGAGAAGAUGCAUCGAUAGUCAUUAACAAAAACAGUGAAUCCUAGUAAACAUACGUUGAAUUAUAAAUUAAUUAUAAAUUCUCAGUUUCUCUGUACUUAUAACGGAGUCGCCUAUUGAAAUUAUGUACCUUAUCAGUAUCGAACAGUUGGCUUUUUCGAAUAAAAUGUCGACGUUAAAUUGCUUAAAAUUAGUAUGAUUGCUUAUAUAAAUUCCGAGCAAGUUAUUUUUACAUUACAUUAUAUAUACAUUAUAUAUAUAAUACGUGAAAUUUAUUUUAUAAUAGGGAUGGCAUAGAACUUGCAAGAGAUCUAUACAAGUGUUUUGUACUGAUUAUAUGAAAUCAAUUUGUAACACUCGAUGUACUCCACUUGGUGUUAUAUUUUUUUUCAUCUUUAUGUAUCUUGGGUUACUCGCAAUUUCUCUUUUGAGUCAUUCAUACCAUUUCAUUUCCUUUUUUUCUUUUUUGUUCUAAGCGUACAAAGUAUCAUUAAUCCUUUUUAUCAAACUUUCUCGUCUCUGUUAAACAUAUUAUAUCGACGAUUUUAUACAUUAGAAAUGAAACGUCAAUAUGUGUAUUGACACGAAGGAUGUCUAUAGUCACGGCACACAUACGCAAUUGAUGGUUUAUUUAUAUAUAAAAUAUCCUAAUCUUUAUUAGAACAUAGACAUUACAUGUCAACAGGCUUACAUAACCAUUCUAUGUAUCAUGUAACAUGUAUAUCGUAUUAAUUUAUCUUCUUGUUCGUAUUUAUACUAUGUAUAAGAGUUUAUUAUGUAUAUGCAAUUGCAUUGCAAUCCUAUCUUUUAACGCAUUUCUCUCUCUCUCUCUCUUUCUCUUCCUUUCAUUUCUUUUCCAUGCUCCCUUUCUCUCACACAUGACUUUAAGUCCUGUACACACGACUGCCUUUGUUUUUUUGUAUGCGUGUCAAUUCCAACACAAAAUGCGCGUGUUUGUUGAAUGUUUCUUUCGUGUGUGUGUGUGUGUGUGUAUGUCAUUUUAUUUAUCAGAAUUUAAUAAAAUUGUAUUUCUCGUCAUUAUUACAAUAAUACGUAAAAAGCGAGUCGCAUAAAAUCUAAUCAUAUGUUUUAUUUCUGCGUAAUCGUACGCAUAGGAAUCGAAAAAACUUAUACCCGACCGUAAUGAUAUCAAAGGGUGAUCAAAAGCCGUAGUUGAA
This is a messenger RNA of Bombus pascuorum, 3881 nucleotides long. RefSeq names its product prolyl 3-hydroxylase 1-like. The transcript has 12 exons. Gene Ontology annotation, molecular function: protein binding; collagen binding; L-ascorbic acid binding. Gene Ontology annotation, cellular component: endoplasmic reticulum. Gene Ontology annotation, biological process: collagen fibril organization; collagen metabolic process. Bases 343 to 2565 code for a protein of 740 amino acids. NCBI's taxonomy places the organism in Eukaryota, Metazoa, Arthropoda, Insecta, Hymenoptera, Apidae. The record is from RefSeq and is a predicted model, not a curated record.